Messenger RNA from Hippoglossus stenolepis (Pacific halibut), 696 nucleotides. RefSeq names its product NK2 transcription factor related, locus 9 (Drosophila) (gene nkx2-9). The record is from RefSeq and is a predicted model, not a curated record. Lineage: Eukaryota; Metazoa; Chordata; Actinopteri; Pleuronectiformes; Pleuronectidae. The transcript has 2 exons. Gene Ontology annotation, cellular component: nucleus. Gene Ontology annotation, biological process: cell differentiation; regulation of transcription by RNA polymerase II. Gene Ontology annotation, molecular function: DNA-binding transcription factor activity, RNA polymerase II-specific; RNA polymerase II cis-regulatory region sequence-specific DNA binding. Bases 1 to 696 code for a protein of 231 amino acids.
AUGGCUGCACCGACCAAGUUCAGCUUCUCCGUCAGGAGCAUCCUGGAUCUGCCCGAGCUGGAGACGGUGCCCGGCUACUCCUCCUGCUCCUCCAGCUCGCCCUACUCCUCCUGGAUGGACUGCGACCGGAGCCCCUGCAUAUCCUCGGAUGAAGGCAGCCUCGAGGCCUCCCCGGACUCCACCAAGCCGGACGACUCGUCCCUGGACUCGGAGCCCGACAAGAGCAAGAAGAGCAAGAAGCGGCGGGUCCUGUUCUCCAAGGGCCAGACCCUGGAGCUGGAGAGGCGCUUCCGCCAGCAGCGCUACCUGUCCGGCCCGGAGAGGGAGCAGCUGGCCCGGCUCCUCAGCCUGACCCCGACCCAGGUGAAGAUCUGGUUCCAGAACCACCGCUACAAGAUGAAGAGAGGCCGCGCGGAGCUCCUCCACGACGCGGAGAUGGCGCAGCAUCCCCCGGUGCUGCGCAGGCUCGUCGUCCCGAUCCUGGUGCGGGACGGGAAACCUUUCCACACCUGCUUACUGGACACGGAGAAACCCGGGUGUUUGCCCCAUUCCUUCCCCUUGGCCUACCCGGCUCUGCAGCACCCCUCCCCGCUCGCUCUUCCUCCCAGGUACCAGCACUUUCCCACCGCGGCGGCCUCCAGAUUCGCCUGGAGAGACUUUUGGAGCGACUCUGUUCACUUUAACUCUUUCAAAUGA